Molecule: messenger RNA, 3403 nt
Organism: Lytechinus pictus (painted urchin)
Lineage: Eukaryota; Metazoa; Echinodermata; Echinoidea; Temnopleuroida; Toxopneustidae
Product: frataxin, mitochondrial-like
Exons: 5
Coding region: 385-1008 (207 amino acids)
Biological process (GO): iron incorporation into metallo-sulfur cluster; intracellular iron ion homeostasis
Cellular component (GO): mitochondrion
Molecular function (GO): 2 iron, 2 sulfur cluster binding; iron chaperone activity; ferrous iron binding
Source: RefSeq, a predicted model, not a curated record
AGUCACAAAUAACAGUUUAACACAGUCAGACUCAGAGUCAGACAUCAAGUUCAACAACUCGAGACAGGCACGGCUCAGCUAAAAAAAAUACUUAAUCCAUAACAUUGUCUUUCUCUUUAUAAUACAUCGUAAAACUUACAUUGUGCACCAUGAAAUGAUCCGUUAAGUGGCAUUUAAAAUCAAUAUUAAGACCAAGGGAGGAAAGAGAUUUCUCAGCUCAUUUAUUGUUGAAUCGCCUAAAAUAGUUUCUCACAUCAUAGUUCUCCUCAGUAAGUCGAGUGAGGGCGUCAAUAAAAUUGAAAGACGAUUUCUGAAACUCGUAAUUUGGAGAAGUAACUUGUGUAUUUUUCACCGAAAGAGCUAUUAUCAUCCGAAACAGCAAGCAUGUUUCCAAUAAUGAGACAAUUUCAAAUGUCUUCUUUGUCACUCCGCCAGCUUAUCUAUCGUAGAGUUGCAAGAAAUACGCUGAAUCAGGCACAUUUACCUAAAGCAUCAAUCCAGCAAGGAACAAGUGCUGUCAACUCCAUCUUGCCGAGGGCCUUAGGGAAACCAACAACUGCAACAAUCCCAUCACAUCUCACUAAAUCAUCAGCAGAUAAAUAUAUAAUUUGUGUCAGAAAUUCAAGUGGAGGCAAUGAAAAGGCAGUAUUAAGUGACCUUGAAUAUGAAAAGAUAGCUGACCAGACAUUGGAUCAUCUUUCAGAAUUCUUUGAAAUUCUUGGAGAUUCUGAGAAUUGCCCAUCAGAAUUUGAUGUCAUGUACAGUUCUGGUGUAUUGACAGUUGCCUUCGGUCAGGAGCAUGGCACUUAUGUAAUCAACAAGCAAACACCCAACAAACAAAUCUGGCUUUCAUCACCAACGAGUGGACCGAAGAGGUAUGACUAUAUCAACAAAAGAUGGAUCUAUAUUCAUGAUGGCAUGGCCAUUCACGACCUUCUCUCACAAGAGAUAUCCAAGAUCCUUGAUUCUCCUGUAGACGUCUCAGAAGCUGAGCAGUGGGACACGUGACAUUGAUCGAGACGAGAUGAGAUUGGAAUUCUUGACAUUUCUGAGAGUUUUAAUAAUUCAAUAUGAAAGGAUAUAUUCAGAAUCUUGUAGAUUUCAUAUUAAUUGACUGAAGCAAGUUUGGUGGUACUUAUCAAGAUGAGAGUACUCUGAAUUCUUGAGAUUCCUCAGUUUAUACAACAUGAACAAGCAAUCUUGUAGAUUUCAUAUUUAUCAAUGCAAGAGUUUUUACUUCCAUCAAAAUGAUAUAAGCUUACUUUGAACUCUUGGGAUUCUUGAUGGUCAAUUUGCUGUGAAAUGUUAAGGAGAAUCUUGUAGAUUCCAUAUUGAUUGAAGCAAUAAUUGUGGCAUCGAUCAAGAUAAGCUUUACUUUGAAUUCUUGAGAUUCCUCAGUUUGUACAUGACCGAGCAAUCUUAGAUUUUAUACUUAUCGAAGCAAGAAUGGCGACAGUUAUCAAGAUGAGACUAUUUUGAAAACUUGGGAUUCCUGGCUUAUUCUACAUGAAAGACCAAGCAGAAUCUGGUAGAUUUCAUAUUGAUGGAAGCGAGAAAUGUGACAUUCAACAAGAAGAGAUGAGUUUAAUUGGAAUUUUUGAGAGUUAAUUUUGUGUGAAAGGCUAAGCAGAAUCUUGUAGAUUUCAAAUACACUGUAUAUUAAAGCAAAAAUUGUGAAAUGGAUGUAAUCAAAAUGGGCUGCAUUGCUUUCUGAUUCGUUGAACAUUCAUUCUAUGUAUCAUGGAAAAUUUCAUGUAUCAAUAUUCAGGGAUUUUCACAGUUAUUAUAAACUACUGAAAUCCUUGUUUCUGAUUGGCUGAGAGAGACUUAGUUGAUGAAACUAAAUUACAAAUUGCCUCAUGAAAGACAAUCCUGUUGAAAUGCUUACUAAUGCUAAGAAUAGCUUGAAAAAAGGUAUUUCUGGCUACAUGCCGAUCCAUUUGACAGUAUUAUUGACGAGGAUGUUUUUUUUUCUUUUUAUCCAGCAUUGCAGACUUACUUUUUUUAUCAAUGGGAGUUUUUUUCUGGAAUUUUUUUUUUAAUUCCGAACCCUUUUUUUAUUACCUAAGUCGUAAAAUCAGUCUGAAUUUAAAAAAUUCCAUUCAUCAUGAGUAGUUAUCACACACGAUAUUCUUUGUUACAGACAGUACAUUUUUUGACACAUUCUCAUUGUGAAUCUGUUUAUUUGAUUGAACCACACAAGUCAUUUGAAGGAAAAAAAACGGAAAUGAAUCGACAUGAUAUAUGUAUGACUCUAUUAGUAAGGAAAAUGUAUUCAAGUCUAUUGUAAACUGCUUUGGCUUGCUGCACGGACAUUGUACAAUAAACAACAAAGCAAAUUGUGUGGUAAAGAAAAUAAUUGCUUAUUAGUCAGUGCAAUCACUUCCAUCUAUCCUUUUACUUUCAUUUCAUGUAUAUCCCUCCAAAAUCCAUUUCAAAACGAUUUUAUUUGUACAUUGUUGUACUGAUUGUGCACUGAAUCUUUGAUUGUAUGGUAAACUUUUUUCUGUCAAACUCCAUGAAAACUCAUUUGAAAGGGUGAAGAUUGUUCUUAAAGGAGAAUGGAAUCCUUGAAACCAGAUGAAUUCAUAUAAAAGACAAAAUUAAAGGAAUUGAUCAAUGAAGUUUUAGGAGGAUUGAAUGAAUAUUAAAAAAGUUAUGAGCAUUUGAAUAUUGAGAUCACUAAUGAUAUGUAGAUCCUCCCCUUGGCAAUGCAACCAAGAUCUGUGAUGUCACAACUUCCCUAUUACUUGGGUACAUAUUUUACUUAAAUUUUCUCUUAUCUAGUGUAUCUUAUCUAAUGUUUCACAACAAUGUAUCAUGGAUGAAUUGUUUGUCCUAUCAUUAGAAUGAGUGAAAAGAGUUUUGUUUGGGUAUAUUGUCCAAAGAGUUGUACAUAUGUGAUAUCACAGAUUUGGUUGCAUUGCGAAAGGAAGGAUCUCCUGAGUAUUAGUGAUCUUGACAUUCAAAUGGUCAUAACUUUCUUAUUGAUUGUCCAAUAUUUCUCAAACUUUUGUUGAUGUUAUUAUUUGAUUUUUCUGCUUUCAUACAAGCUAAAAUUUGGGGGUUCAUUCUCCUUUAAUAUCAAACUCAUCCAAGAGGUAAUAUAGUCUCAUAAUAAUCUCAAACUGACUUUAUGCAAUAUAUCAGGUUCAGAAAAAAUAGAAUAGUUCCAUAUAAAGCAGGGCCAGCUGUCAUUGCUUAACCUCUGUUUUUAAUAGCAAUUAUGAUAUUGAAUUAUUGAUAGAAAGGAUUUAAGAUAUUGAAUUAAUAAAGAUAAUUAACUGUAAGAGCAUCUGUUGUAUUUUGUUGUGCUCUAUUGUUCCAAAAGCAAUGCUGAUGCAUUUUAUUGUUCAAAUGUUUAUGGAAUAUUUUAUUAAAUUCAAAAUUUAAAGAUAUUGAA